Molecule: messenger RNA, 4866 nt
Organism: Liolophura sinensis
Lineage: Eukaryota; Metazoa; Mollusca; Polyplacophora; Chitonida; Chitonidae
Product: high-affinity choline transporter 1-like
Exons: 12
Coding region: 694-2307 (537 amino acids)
Biological process (GO): transmembrane transport; acetylcholine biosynthetic process; choline transport
Cellular component (GO): plasma membrane
Molecular function (GO): choline:sodium symporter activity
Source: RefSeq, a predicted model, not a curated record
CCCAUUACAACUUCCGUUUUUCAGUAGGGACGAUUGUAGUUCUGUGUAUUUUAGGGUGUAAAGUCUUUUUUUGCUGCCAGCCUGCCGUUUUUGGUGUACAGGUGCAUGCUUGGUAUCAAAAUGAUGGAAAUUGUCUAAGCUUUGGGCAGGUAUGAGUUUUAAUGGUGAAAGUUUGAAAUUCUGGGCGAGAGGACACAAGGAGACAGGUGGUGAUGAGGCUGCGAGUGACGUCCCCUUGGCGUUGCUAGGCACCCCUCCCAGCUGCCGGCAUGUAAAGGUCCAGAUUUUGACGGUCAACCUAUGUCAAGAUUUUUACAGCUUCUUUCUCUCAGGCUGGGCCAGAUGCCAGUGUCACACUUUGGUGUUUGUUAUGUGGAAAGUACUAAUUUAGUCUGAGGCAACAACACAGGUGGUGGGAUUCUUUUGCACUGUGAGUUGAGAUAUACAUACCAGCUUUCCAAAACAUUUGACCUGGUUAAGAUAUUUUGAACGUUGGCACUCCACGCGGUAAAAUCUCACAGUCUCGAAGUUGACUACAGUGCAGGUCACCUGAUACGAAAGCACAUAAACGCAAGGCUGAAAUUGACAACACCAACAACGUUGUGCAUGCUUACAGCUGGCGAGGUUUUCCGUAUUCGUAGGCUGAAAGAUAAAUACAUGAAUUUGGUGCGGUGACAAAGACUGGAAUCCAAGAUGGCGGUGGACAUUGCCGGAUUGAUAUCAGUUAUUGUGUUCUACGUCAUCAUUUUGGCGGUUGGAAUCUGGGCGGGGCGCAAGACGGCCAGAAGCAAAGAGAGUGAUGAUAUAUUUCUGGCCAGCCGCAAUUUAGGAGGAAUGGUCUCAUUCUUCACUUUAGCCGCUACCAUGGUGGGAGGAGGAUAUAUUAACGGAAGUGCCGAAAUGAUGUACAGUCGGGGCUUUCUAUGGACUCAAGCUCCCAUUGGCUAUAAUUGUGCAUUGUGCAUAGCCGGGCUGGUUUUUGCCCCGAAGGUUCGACAAGGAAAUUACAUCACCAUAUUUGACCCAUUCCAGAACAAAUAUGGCAACCGCUUGGGGUCGCUGCUGUUUGUACCCCAGCUAUUAGGGGACUUAUUCUGGAGUGCCUCCAUACUGUCGGCUUUAGGAGCAUCCCUGUCCAUAAUUCUCGGUAUCGAUGGCACAAUCACCAUCAUUGUUUCCGCGUGCGUUGCCAUUGGUUACACCUUCUUUGGGGGUCUAUAUUCUGUGGCCUUCACUGACGUCAUACAGAUGAUUUGCAUAUUUGCAGGUUUGUUCGUAGCAUUUCCCUUCGCAUUAACAAACGAAGCCGUGGACUUGUCCAAGCUGUCUGACGGAGUAUGGCAGGGAUCCAUUCAAACACGGGAGGUUGGCGUCUACGUCGACAGUUAUCUCCUUUUGAUCAUGGGUGGGAUACCCUGGCAGGUGUAUUACCAGCGGGCGUUAGCUUGUCGGACCAGUAAUAUUGCUCGUUGGGCAUCCGUGGCUGGGGGAGUAGCAGCUGCUGUACAGGCCAUUCCACCCAUGGCCUUGGGCGCUGCUGUUGCUGCCGCAAAUUGGAACAUGACCGCCUACAACACCAGUACUCCUCUGUCCCCGGAACAAACAAGCCUCGUCGUACCCUUGGCUCUGCAGUACCUCUGUCCCAAAGUCGUCUCUAUCAUCGGACUAGGGGCUGUAUCGGCGGCUGUCAUGUCAUCGGCAGACUCCUGCGUUCUCUCCACGGCCUCGGUUCUAACUCACAACAUCUAUGCCAACAUUAUCCGCCCUAGGGCGUCUCACAGAGAGAAAAUCUGGGUCAUGCGGAUUUCCAUUCUCGUCAGCGGAGCAUUAGGAACCAUAGUCGCCAUUUCCGUGAGCAGCAUUUACGGCUUGUUUUUCCUCUGCUCCGACUUAAUGUACGUCAUCAACUUUCCGCAGCUCGUGUGUGUCUUGUGGAUAUCGUUCUCUAACACCUACGGCUACCUUGUUGGGUUUAUCGUUGGCCUUGGCUUACGCAUUUCGGCAGGGGAGCCCUUGCUAGGGUUACCUGCCUUGCUUUUAUUUCCCGGAUAUGACGAAGAGCUUGGUCAGUUAUUUCCCUUCCGAUCAUUCACCAUGGUAACGGGACUGUUGUCGACGAUCAUGGUGUCUUACGUGACGAACCAGUUGUUUCUAAGGAAGAUUCUCCCCAAACGGCUCGAUUUCUUACGUUGUGUGACAAGCAUGGAGGUCACAGUUGACAAGGCAGACAUUCACGACGCACAGACGAAAGGAGAGGCCAUACCAUUAUCGGAAAACCAAAAGUCUGACUUAGCAGAGGAUUCAUAGGCUGGCCUUUCUCCGCUCUGGAACACUAUACUGUGCCUUCUCCUUGGACAAAAUACAAAACCUCAAAGUCAGAUGCAAUAAUUGUCCAGUGUGCCAAUCUGACGCAGUACAUAAAUCGGAAUAUAAAUACAGACGUACAGCAGUGUGGGUAAGACCAGAGCAGUCAAACAGCAGAGAUAGUAACACCAGAGCUGCGACGACAGUGUGACAGACGUACACCAGAGUGAGUAAGACAAAAGCAGCGACAACAGUGUGACCGACAGAGUAAGACCAAAUCGGCGACGACAGUGCGACAGAGGUACAGCAGAGAGAAGUAAGACCAAAGCGGCAACGACAGUGUGAGAGACGUACAGCCAGAGGCCAGAGGAGCGACGACAGUGUGACAGACGUACAGCAGAGAGAGUAAGACCAGAGCAGCGACGACAGUUUGACAGACGUACAGCAGAGAGAAUUAAGACCAGAGCAGUGACGGCAGUGUGACAGACGUACAGCAGAGAGAGAGAGUAAGACAAGAGCAGCGACGACAGUGUGACAACGUACAGCAGAGAGAGUAAGACCAGAGGAGCGACGGCAAUAUAACAGCUUGCAAAUGGUCAGACGUAUUCAAUGAAAUACGGCCUCUUGUUAAUUUACCUCAUUCAGGGUUUUAUUCUAACUGUUCAUGUAAAUGCAUAAAUAGUAGCAAUUUAGACGCCCCCAAGCACUAUAGCUUAAGCCGAAUUUGGUGAAAAUAUAUAUGCAGUGAUCUGAUUGCAAUAGCCUAGUCUAGUCUGGCCCAGAAUUACUCAAGGUGCUGUGUGAUCAUACCAUCACAGUAAAACCAAAUGCCAAAGGAAAAGGAAAUCAGUGAAAUAUGGUUUCAUCCAAACUUGGUUGAAAGUACUUGUAAUCACACAGCCUGGAAAGACUCCUAGAUCUGUUAUUCUGUAACUACAGUUUAUUAUUCCAAAAUACCUUGUAUUUUUGUAUUUUCAAACACGCAAAUUUACGGCAUUUAAUUUCCACAUGAUAAUUUUGAAAAUGAACAAAACACAGGUCACAGAAUAACAUUAGCUGGAAUUCUUUAAGCUGUUACAGAGUAUCACAGAACGUACAUUACCGGAUCCUCUUAAUCUGAUGUCAUCAUAGAAUGUGCAUUACCGGAUGCUUUAAAUAUGAUGCUAUGACAUCAUGAGCAUUACAGGAUUUUGUAAGUGGGACGUCAUCACAUAAUGCAUAUUGCCGGAUCCUCUAAGUGUGACGCUAUCGUAAAAUGCGCAUUACUGGGUCUUUUGUGUGACGUCAUCGCGGGAUGUGCAUAACCGGAUCAACUAAGUGUGACGUGCCAUAACACAAUUUCCCUAUCGGAGUCCUCUAACUUUGACGUCAUCAAAGAACGUGCCUAACGGAGCCCUCUGAGUGUGACGUCAUCACAGAAUAUGCCUUAUGGAGUCCCCUAUGUGUACACUCAUCACAGAAUGUGCCUCACGGAAUCCUCUAAGUGUGACGCAACAUAAUAUGUGUCACCACAUAAUGUGCAUUACGGGGGUGUGACGUCAUCAUGCAUUACCCGAUUUCAGCAUGAGAUCUUUACAUAUACGUAGCAUGAAAACUUUACAUAUUAACGGGAAAGACGUAAUCGUCCGUUACUUUUGAAUCACAAUCUGAUCGGUUAGGGUCUGUAACGCUCGUCAUUUUCAAACUGUAUCUAAUACCGCUUAACCUGGGGCAAGGGGCCGUAAAGGUAGCCAUGCUAAUUACAUCAGCACGAUGCCUUUAUGAACAGUUGCAAUUAAAGCGCGACUGAGAUACUUGUUUAAUUGUUAUUUGACAUGGAACUCAUUCACGGACUACGAAUUUGAACUUUGAUAUGGAAUUCAUGUCUGGAAUAUUCAUUGUCUGCCCGGCAUCAUUAAAAACUGAUGAUCGCUUCUCUCUUGUGUGUUACAGGCUUUAUUUCUUAUUUGUAUAAUUUCUUACAUACCUUUGUCUUUGGGAGUUAGUGUGAAACGUUGUUUUGGAAAUGGAUCUUGCGAUUAUCGACUUGGAACGCCCUUUACGGACUGUGAAUGGUAUAGGAAUGUCGGACUUGACGCUUAUAUCAUUAACUUUUGUUCACGAAAUCCCCCCUUUCAUUAUCUUUCUGUCCUUCAUGUGUGGUAUUUCCGUUGUACUAAGAACAGUAGUUGAUGGAACACAAAGCAAAGAUACUUAUUUUGAAACUUUAGCCUAGCUCAUUCGGCAUAUAGCAGUACUUCGAGGUACCAAUAUCAGGUAUGGAGGCCUGACUAUUGCCAAACGGUACGUUGAUGUCCUCUUGUUUAGGUUAUCAUAUUCAGCUACUAACAGCUACUAACUAGCUCUCUUGAGAUAUGUGCUGAGACAAUUUAAUACUUACAAAUGACGUUUAUAUCAUUACACGUAACAUGACUAUAGACAUUCUUACGCAAUUGAUAGCUAUAUAUUGAUAUGUAUACAUACACUGGUCAGUCAAGUAGGAGUUAUGUCCCCUUUUCCAUCAACUUCUGUAUCUCUUGCAUCGGUAUGUGGUAAAAAUAUCAAGAAUACAGAAAUCCAUAA